AACUUGUGCACCAACGAGAGUGCUAUUGAAAUACAUUAAGAAGUAUUUUCAACAUGCAAAUGUGUCAUUUCCUUUCUUCAUGUGUCCUGCUGAAAUAUUAUGUGAUAAAGGUUUUAGGCUUCAUUUGUUAAGAGAGGGAAGUGGAUAAAUCAGUGCUGCCGUUUUUAGGACACAAGAAGUAUGGAACAGUGGCAUAGCUUUCCUGAUCAACCGGAGGACACUGACAGUUGUAUGGAAUCUGUCAAGUUCGAUGCUCGCUCAAUGACAGCUUUGCUUCCUCCAAAUCCUAAAAAUGGCCCAACGCUUCAAGAGAAAAUGAAGUCUUUCAAAGCUGCACUGAUUGCCCUUUAUCUCCUUGUGUUUGUCGUGCUGGUGCCUAUCAUUGGAGUACUGGCAGCUCAUCUCCUGAAAUGGGAAAUGAAGAAUUGUGCAGUUGGCUCAAUUAGUGCAGGAAAAGGAAAUGACAGUGAAAAUGACAUGAGAUUUCGUGACGUCAUUACAGAACAUAUGAGCAACAUGGAGAAGAGAAUUCAGUAUCUUUCAGAUAAUGAAGCCAAUCUCGUAGAAUCCGAGCAUUUCCAAAAUUUCACUGCAAUGACUGAUCAAAGAUUUAAUGAUGUCCUUUCCCAGCUAAAUAACUUGCUUUCCUUCAUUCAGGAACAUGGAAAUAUAAUAAAUGAAAUCUCUAAGUCAUUAAUAAGUCUGAACACCACAUUGCUUGAUUUGCAGCUCAAUGUCGAAACACUGAAAGGCAAAGUCCAAGAGAAUACAUUUAAACAACAAGAGGAGAUGAGUAAAUUAGAGGAGCGUGUGUACAAUGCGUCAGCAGAAAUUAUGUCUCUGAAUGAGAAACAAGAGCAUUUGGAACAGGAAAUAAAAGGAGAAGUGAAACUGUUGAAUAACAUCACGAAUGAUCUUAGGCUGAAGGACUGGGAGCAUUCUCAGACACUGAAAAAUAUCACUUUAGUUCAAGGUCCUCCUGGACCUCCAGGUGAAAAAGGAGAUAGAGGUCCUGCUGGAGAAGUUGGUCCACGCGGCAUUCCAGGUCCACUAGGUCCUCCAGGUCUUAAAGGUGAUCGGGGAUCAAUUGGCUUUCCUGGAAGUCGAGGAUUCCCAGGACCAAUGGGGAAGACCGGGAGGCCAGGAAAUCCUGGACAAAAAGGCCAGAAGGGAGAAAAAGGGAGUGGAAGCAUGCUAAGACGAGCAUAACUCCCUGAUCGUAUUAGGGCAGCCCCCUUUUAAGAUCAGGUGGGUUGGGCAGGACACCCUGUGCUACCAGCUCACUAAAAGGCCCUUCACCUCCGGACAAGUCAUCAGCACACCUGACUCCAAGAUCCCUCUGUGGCGCCUCCCAACGACCCCGUUCCCGUGUGGUGCCGGGUUUCCUCAUGGCUUCCUCUCCUGGUCCUUGGUGCUGUUCAGGCCUCAUGCUCAUACCUCUCCCCAUAUAGUACCCCACCAUCCCCACCAUCCCCAAGCCUGGGUGCCACCCAUAUACUGAUUGGCUGUGCUCCUACCCUUUCUCAGAGCCAGGCUGGGAGCCUUCUGCCACCCACUCUUGCAGUGCCUCCUGAACCCAGUUUAACCUAUUGGGUUCCAAUUGAAAUUGCAUGGAUACUGAUUACAUGAGGGUUCUUUAUAUUCAAAAACUAGUCUCAACCAGAGAUAGGGAUGCCAGAAAAGAAUCCAUUUUUUCAUUUCACAUACGUUUAGUGUGUACCUCCUGGAGUUGGAGUAAACCACUGAUAGGAUAGCAAUUGUCUCCAGGCCUUACAGAGAUAAUUCUCCCUGAAAGUUCUACUGGACAUGUAAACAGGCACUCAGACAAGACAGCAGACUAUGG
This is a messenger RNA of Phacochoerus africanus (Common warthog), 1843 nucleotides long. RefSeq names its product macrophage scavenger receptor 1 (gene MSR1). Gene Ontology annotation, biological process: receptor-mediated endocytosis. The record is from RefSeq and is a predicted model, not a curated record. Gene Ontology annotation, molecular function: scavenger receptor activity. Gene Ontology annotation, cellular component: membrane. NCBI's taxonomy places the organism in Eukaryota, Metazoa, Chordata, Mammalia, Artiodactyla, Suidae. The coding region runs from base 181 to 1209 and encodes 342 amino acids. The transcript has 9 exons.